Molecule: messenger RNA, 2224 nt
Organism: Bombina bombina (fire-bellied toad)
Lineage: Eukaryota; Metazoa; Chordata; Amphibia; Anura; Bombinatoridae
Gene: LRRC70
Product: leucine rich repeat containing 70
Exons: 1
Coding region: 13-1953 (646 amino acids)
Cellular component (GO): plasma membrane
Molecular function (GO): protein binding
Source: RefSeq, a predicted model, not a curated record
CAAUGAACAGCCAUGAAAUUCAACAUUUGUAUAGACUGUGUACUGAUAUCUGUAAAAUGCAAGUUAUUUCUUCAUGAAUAUGUAUUUAGCUUUUUUCUAGUUGGAACCAUUAUGAAAGUCAUUCACAGAAAUGUGCAUGGAUCCAAAUGUCAUUUUACUCUUCGCGUAUCAUUAAGUAGCUUUAUGCUUUUUUUACUCCUGCAAAGCCAAGCACUUUGCUGCCCAGAUUUUUGCAAGAUUUGCACAGAAAGACAAGUGAAUUGCCGUGGCCUGAGCCUAACUGGUAUACCAAGGAACUUACCUAAAAGCACGACUGUUCUGUAUUUCAGUGGAAAUAAUAUCACUCAAGUAAUUUCACAUGAAUUUAGAGAGAUUCCGAAACUUGCACUACUAUACUUGGACAACUGCAACAUAAGAUACAUACAUUCUACAGCAUUUAUUCCACUGACAAAGCUGUAUCACCUGUAUCUAAAUGAUAACUGUAUUAAGAACUUAGAGCCAGGCAUAUUUGAUGGGCUUUCAGAUCUACAUUAUUUACAACUGCAGAAUAACCAAAUUGCCUUCCUUCCUCAAGGCUUGUUUAACCAUUUAAAAUCAGUACAAUACUUAAUGCUUCAGAGAAACUGCAUCAGAGUCCUGAACAGUGACACAUUCUUUGGAAUGACUAGUCUUCGUUUUCUUAAUUUAGCAAAUAAUAAUCUUUCAAUAAUCUCCAGUGCAGCAUUUCAUUAUAUUGAAACCCUAGAAUAUUUGUUCCUUGAAAAUAACCAAUUAAUGGAAGUACCAUCACCUGCUCUGGGAAUGCUCAAAAACCUCAAAAAGCUCUCAAUGUCAAACAACCCCCUUGGAUCAAUAAAUCAAUUUGCUUUUAAAGGUUUAGAUUCAUUGCAAUAUUUGUUUUUGGAGAAUGCAAAUAUCAACAUAAUUAAAGAUUAUUCUUUUGAUGGACUCAUUAAUCUUAAAUAUUUAAUUCUAAGCAAGAAUAAUCUGACAACUCUGAAUUCCAAGAUGUUUACCAAUCUGAAAAAUUUGUUGAACCUCCAGCUGGAAAGGAAUAAUAUAAUGUCUAUAUCUGAAAAUGCAUUUGAAGAAAUUGGUGUUUCUCUCAAGUUUCUCAAUUUGGCUUAUAAUAAGAUAACAAUCCUACAGCCUAAAGUUCUCCAGCCAUUGAUAUCAUUGGGUCAUUUUCAAGCAAGCUAUAAUCCAUGGGAUUGUGGAUGUCAUUUGUUUGAAUUUCGAAAGUUUUUAGUAUCUUCUUCAUUUCUGUUUAGUAUUUAUUGCCAUACUCCACCGCAUUUGCAUGGAAGACCCUUGCGUAAUGUUAAAACGGAUGAAUUUAAGAACUUUCACUCCACAUAUGCCUUACCUAAAAGAAGCCAGCCUCUGGACAUAAGUGCUCCAAGCACAGUGUUUUACGGACAGAUAAAAAAUGUUACGCUUUUGUAUAAUGCAAGUUUGGAUGUCCUUUUAACAUCAACUAUAUCGGCAGUUCAUGAGUCGACUACAAGUAUUUUUCAACAAACUACAGAACUUUCACCUUUACAUUUGGAUUUACCCCCUCUUCUUCCACCAGUGAAUUUAACCAGAGGAGGGGAAAGUGUUUUACCACCUGAUAUAAUCUCUGUGUCUUUGAAACCUAAUAUUAUAUGUCAACAGGAGGUUGAAAGUCUUAGUCAAUCAUUUUACAUAUUACUCUCUUUCUUUAUAGCAUCUUGUUGCAUAAUAAUUUUUCUUAUUCUUAAAUAUAUUCAGCUGAGGAGGAGGCUAAGGAUUCCUGAAAGUCGCGGAGAAAGUGUGUUGGAGUAUUAUAGCUGUUAUCAAGCAGGCAGAUACCAAUUAACUGAUCCCAUUAGACUUGCACCAAGCUCUGAUGUUGACAUCAUAAGGCCACUUAAGCGAUCAACUUCAGAUAGUCAGACACAAGUCAUCUUGUUUGAACACUCUGUUCUCUAGUUUACAUUUCAUGUGUCACAUACACAUUGCUUAGGUGUUCAAGUAAUUGGAUUUAUAUUUAACAGUGUAUAAAUGUAUAUAUAAAUGUUUAGUAAGAGUAGCCUUUAGUAAGAGUUUGUUAAAAUGUAUGUGUGUGUAUAUAUAUAUAUAUAUAUAUAUAUAUAUAUAUAUAUAUAUAUAUAUAUAUAUAUAUAUAUAUAUGGUCUGAUGAAGGGGUGAACACCCCGAAACGUCACUGCAAUUAAAAUUCAAGUUUAUAUUUCAAGACCAG